GAGGGCGGGCUCAUCAAACGGCUCGACCGCACUUCGCAUCCGUUUCGGCGUCCGUCCGCGUCUGUCUUAGCCUCAAAUUGUGAAAAUGCUGAUUUCCCGCCCCCGACGCUCCGCCUCCUCUUCCACUCCUCCCACCGACACACCGACACAUCUGCACACAUACCCUUGGCCGGAUUUCUGCCACACUUGACGCGGUCUUUUCAUACACGCCCCUCUGCCAGCUUCCUCCUUUCGCCGGCCAGGCUGAUAAAAGACCAGCCUCGACAAGACCAAUCUGAUAUGUCGGGUCAUAUGGUGUGUCACCUCGGCCACCUGACCCUUUUGCGCAUCCAAAUCGGCUGA
Messenger RNA from Protopolystoma xenopodis, 342 nucleotides. Lineage: Eukaryota; Metazoa; Platyhelminthes; Monogenea; Polystomatidea; Polystomatidae. The record is from the annotation of a GenBank genome assembly.